Molecule: messenger RNA, 1596 nt
Organism: Adineta ricciae
Lineage: Eukaryota; Metazoa; Rotifera; Eurotatoria; Adinetida; Adinetidae
Source: the annotation of a GenBank genome assembly
AUGAACGAGAUAACGGACAGUAUAAAUCUUCUCAAUUUAGACACUUGGAAUGCUACGGAGACCAGUAUUCUCUCUUACAUUAAAACUCCCAUUCAAAACACAUUCUUUGCCAAUAACUCUGAAUUAAUCGGUACAGCACUUCGACAAUCAAUCAUUUACUUCGCAGAGACAUUAAACACAACAGAUCGAUUGUCCUGCACACUUGGCAAUGAAUUCCGUUCAACGCGUACACAUAAAUACCAAGUUCUAUGUCCACCAGACAAUAAAACGGGUGAAACAACCACACCAAUGGAAAUUACAACAUUCGCACCGAUUGCUUUCGAGUACCUACGAACAAUCAUUGGUAUAUCACGAAAUGAUUUUCAUACGUCAUUCGAUCAAGGUGAUUUUAUUAGUUUUGCCAACACUGGACGAUCCGGGUCACAAAUGUACAAAACACAAGACGAUGCUUAUGUCAUCAAAACAUUACGUGAUCAUGAAGCUAAGCUUCUACUUCAAACUCUUUCGGGGCUCUAUUUACGCUAUUCUCAUACAUGUUCAUUAAUGACACGAUAUGUUGGUCUAUAUUCAGUUAAUAUUCGUUCCAUAUUUUCAUCGGAAAUCUAUUGUGUGGUGAUGCUCAAUAAUCUACCAUCAGUUCUCGACGUUCAUGAAGUUUAUGAUCUCAAAGGAUCAAGUGUUGGUCGCUUCUCAAGCAUCGAUCUUCCAUUAAAACGAUUGAAAGCAUUGAAAGAUCUAGAUUUUGAAUCAUUUUAUCCAUAUGGCAUCCGUCUUCCACAUGAAAUCUAUCGACGAUUGCGAUUAACAUUAGAAAAUGAUAUAUUUGAUUUACGAAAAAUGAUGAUUACAGAUUAUAGUUUAAUGUUGGGUAUCCACCAUCUAGAUGAUUAUCACCGUGACAAUGAAAACGGUGAUGGACAAUCGAAAGUGAAACUGAGACCACAAUUAGGCAUCAGCUCAUUUCUAGCUGCAAUCAAUAUUGAUCGAGCAGCCAUUGAGUCACCUAAUCCGGAAGAAAAAAACGAAACGGACAAUGAGUCAAACGAAAAGUUUAUUACUAAAUUCAUUAUGAAACCUUUACACUUAAUCGCUUGUCCACAAGAAGAUACAUUUACUGGCAAUACAAUGGCAAGUUCAUUAUUAGGUAUUCCUGGCCUCACUCAUGAUGGUCAUCGUGUUCUUCUCUAUCCAGCUCUGAUUGAUUGUUUACAAACAUUUGAUUACUUCAAACGUGUGCAACAUACUUUACAAAAUCUUCGCGAUCCAAAACGUGGUGCAGAAUAUAGUGUCAUUCAACCCGAUGAAUACGAAAAACGGAUUCUUCGAUUUUUAUUCGAGAAAGUUUUCGUUGACUCAAAACAAACACUAGAAGAACUUCUCGCUUCACCUAAUAUAUGCGAUACACUUCCAGAUAAUGUUAACAUAGAACGAUGUCAGAGCAUCAAUGAGCGCUUAACUCAACCACGAGAAUCGUUUGAUAUUAUUCAAGAAUCAGAUGUCAAAUAUAUUGAAGAAACCAAUGGAGAAGCUAUUCAAACAACGGAAGUCAUCCAAAGUUUAACUCUUCAACCGUUGACACCGGUGGGACUUCAAUAG